AUGCCGCUCUCGUGCUCCCCGACCUCUUCCCCGGUUGAUUUCCGCGCCGCCGCCGCCGGGAACAUGCCGCGCCACCGUCGGCCGCCCUGUUCCACGCCGCCGCACGCCGCGGGCGAAGCCCACGCGGCUCUGGGCCGCGCCACCGCGCGCGCCGACGCCGCCUGGUCGCGCUGGUGCUUUGUCCGCACCGCAGCGCCGCCGCCUGGACUUGCCCUGGCCGGCACGUCCGCGCCACCACCGCGCCACCCCUGCCAUCGCCGCGAGCCGCCGCCGCCCUACCGUGCACACCCCUGCGCCCCGCCCCGUGCGCGCCCCCGACCCCCGACCGCCCUGCGUCGGCGCCACCGGGCAGCCCUGGCUGCGGCUGGGCAUGACCCGCCGCCGGCGAGCCGCGGGCCGGCGGCCGUUGAGCCGCUGCGCGGCCAGCGCGCGCCGCCCGUGCGGGCGAAGCAGAGGAGGGGGCAGGCUGGGCUCCCUGGCGAGUGGGGCCCGGCUGGCUCUAAGAAUUAUGGAAAAUUCGCAGUGGCUUAA
Panicum virgatum (switchgrass) is the source of this 531-nucleotide messenger RNA. Its product is annotated as neural Wiskott-Aldrich syndrome protein-like. The transcript has 2 exons. The record is from RefSeq and is a predicted model, not a curated record. Lineage: Eukaryota; Viridiplantae; Streptophyta; Magnoliopsida; Poales; Poaceae. Bases 1 to 531 code for a protein of 176 amino acids.